Molecule: messenger RNA, 8256 nt
Organism: Sorex araneus (European shrew)
Lineage: Eukaryota; Metazoa; Chordata; Mammalia; Eulipotyphla; Soricidae
Gene: RXFP1
Product: relaxin family peptide receptor 1
Exons: 20
Coding region: 208-2550 (780 amino acids)
Biological process (GO): G protein-coupled receptor signaling pathway
Cellular component (GO): membrane
Molecular function (GO): protein binding; G protein-coupled receptor activity
Source: RefSeq, a predicted model, not a curated record
GGGAGAGGGAGAGGAAACGAGAGAGGGAGAAGGGAGAACUGCCUUUGAGCUGCUGAGAUUGCAGACAGAAAUAGCACUCCACCACCGGGAGCUGAACAAGACUCAGAAACCAAGACCAAAUUGUAUUCACUUGUAUUGAUCAGCUGCUCAGAAAAGAGGAAAUGACACCUGGACCUGUCUUCUUCUACAUCUUGAUUUUUGGAAAAUAUGAGCUUUCCAUGGACCACCAACUGUGUUGCUCAAGGGAGUGGACAGGAAGUCAGGUGCUCCCUCGGCUACUUCCCCUGCGGGAAUAUCACCAAGUGUUUGCCCCAGCUUCUUCACUGCAACGGUGUGGACGACUGUGGGAAUCGGGCUGAUGAGGACAACUGUGGGGACAACAAUGGAUGGUCAGUGGAAUUUGACCGAUACUUUACCACUUACUACAAAAUUACUUCUCAGUAUCCCUUUGAGACACAAACAUCUGAAUGCUUGCUCGGGUCUGUGCCAAUGCAAUGUCUUUGCCAAGGUUUAGAAAUUGCCUGUGAUAAGAACAAGUUACGAGCUAUUCCAUCAAUUUCUUCAAAUGUGACUAUAAUGUCACUUCAGUGGAACUUAAUAAGAAAACUUCCUCCUGAUGGCUUCAGGAAGUACCAUGAUCUUCAGAAGCUGUGUCUACAACAUAAUAAGAUUAGAUCCAUAUCUGUCUAUGCUUUCAGAGGACUGCACAGCCUUACAAAACUAUACCUCAGUUAUAACAGAAUUACCUUCCUGAAGCCUGGUGUUUUUGAAGAUCUACAUAGACUGGAAUGGCUGAUUAUUGAAGAUAACCACCUCAGUCGAAUUUCCCCACUAACAUUUUAUGGACUAAAUUCUCUUAUUCUCUUAGUGCUCAUGAACAAUGCCCUCACCCGUUUACCUGAUAAGCCUCUUUGUCAACACAUGCCAAAGCUACAUUGGCUGGACUUUGAAGGCAACCAUAUCCAUAAUCUAAAGAAUUUGACCUUUAUUUCAUGCAACAAUUUGACUGUCUUGGUUAUCAGAAAAAACAAAAUCAAUCACCUACAUGAAAAUACUUUUGUAUCUCUCCAGAAACUAGAUGAAUUGGACUUAGGAAAUAAUAGGAUUGAAAAUCUUCCACCGUAUGUAUUUAAGAAUUUGAAGGAACUCUCGCAAUUGAACCUUUCACAUAAUCCAAUCCAGAACAUUCGAGCAAACCAAUUUGAUCAUCUUGUCAAACUCAAGUCUCUCAGCCUAGAAGGAAUUGAAAUUCCAAAUAUUCAACAAAGGAUGUUUAAACCUCUUGUGAAUCUCUCUCAUAUCCCGAUGGCGUCUGCUCGCUCCAGGAACACGAAGAGCCUCAAACUGCUUGUUCGUGGUCUUGACAAAGAAGUCCGACCAUCUCGUAGAUAUUUUAAGAAAUUCCAGUACUGCGGGUAUGCACCACAUGUUCGCAGCUGUAAGCCAAAUACUGAUGGAAUCUCCUCUCUAGAGAAUCUCUUGGCAAGCAUUAUUCAGAGAGUAUUUGUCUGGGUUGUAUCUGCAAUAACGUGCUUUGGAAACAUUUUUGUCAUUUGUAUGAGACCUUAUAUCAGAUCUGAGAACAAGCUGCAUGCAAUGUCAAUCAUUUCUCUUUGCUGUGCUGAUUGCCUAAUGGGAAUAUAUUUAUUUGUGAUUGGUGCUUUUGACCUGAAGUUUCGUGGCGAAUACAAUAAGCAUGCGCAGAUCUGGAUGGAGAGCAUUCAUUGUCAGCUGGUGGGGUCUUUGGCCAUUCUCUCCACGGAAGUAUCAGUGCUACUUUUAACGUUUCUGACACUGGAGAAAUACAUCUGCAUUGUAUAUCCUUUCAGAUAUUUAAGACCUGGGAAAUGCAGAACAAUUACCGUUCUAGUUCUUAUUUGGAUUACUGGAUUUAUAGUGGCUUUUAUUCCCUUCAGUAAUAAGGAAUUUUUCAAAAACUACUACGGCACCAAUGGAGUGUGUUUCCCUCUUCACUCAGAAGAUGCAGAAAGCAUUGGGGCCCAGAUUUAUUCAGUAGCUAUCUUUCUUGGUAUUAACUUGGCAGCAUUUAUCAUCAUAGUUUUUUCCUAUGGAAGCAUGUUUUACAGCAUUCAUCAAAGUGCCAUAACAGCGACUGAAAUACGGAAUCAAGUUAAAAAAGAGAUGAUCCUUGCCAAACGGUUUUUCUUUAUUGUAUUAACUGACGCAUUAUGCUGGAUACCCAUAUUUGUACUGAAAUUUCUUUCAUUGCUUCAGGUAGAAAUACCAGGUACCAUAAACUCUUGGGUAGUGAUUUUUAUUCUGCCUAUCAACAGUGCUCUGAACCCAAUUCUCUAUACUCUGACUACAAGACCAUUCAAAGAAAUGAUCCAUCAGUUUUGGUAUAACUUCAGGCAACGAAGAUCUGUUGACAGCAAAGGAAGUCAGAAAACAUAUGCUCCGUCAUAUUUCUGGGUAGAAAUGUGGCCACUGCAGGAGAUGCCGCCUGAGUUGAUGAAGCCAGCUCUUUUCACAGACCCCUGUGAAUUGUCUCUGAUUUCUCAGUCAACUAGACUCAAUUCCUAUUCAUAAUUGCCUCUGGGAACCAUUUCUUCCUAGAGAAUAUUGUGGCAUGCUUGCUAAUGGAGUUACUGUUAUAAAAUGAAUACCACAAGAUGAAUAAUUUAUAAAAAUAACUAAAAUAAAGUAGCUUGUAACAUGAGAUUAUUUAGGAGGAAUAAAAGUGACUGAUGCCCAUAUCGUGAGAAAUAAAUUAUAAUGAUGUGUAUAUAUCAUUAUACAUAUUUUGCUUAGAAAACUUAGAAAAAUGUCCUUCAGUCUCACUAUUCUUUUACGAGGUAUUUAUUGAGUGCUCAUUUUGUGCACAGCAUUUUGGUAAAUUCCUGAAAGGAGACAGUACAGAGCGUUUUCAAUUUGCAGUGCUAAGUUCUAUUUAACAGAAACAGUAUAUAUAACAUCCAAUUAAUUGUAGCUCUUACCUUAAGGUAGAGUUUUGUGUAUCAGCAAAUAUAAAAAUAAUAGGAAUUUCCAUACAGUUGUAGAGAACAAGCACCAUUAACGUGUCCAUUUUGAGACUUGUUGUUACUGUUUCUAGCAUAUCAAAUAUGCCACGGGUAGCUUGCCGGCCUCUGCCGUACAGACUCUCGGUAGCUUGCCAGGCUCUCUGAGAGGGGCAGAGGAAUCGAAUCCAGGUCGGCCAAGUGCAAGGCAAAGACCCUACCACUGUGCUAUCGCUCCAGCCCAAUGACUCAAUAUAAUAGUAUCAUAAAUGUGAUGCUGUUUUCAAAAUACAGAUAUUCCUGAGAGCCAAAACAACACAUUUAUUUCUAUUAAAAGAAGAUGCUCUGGUGUAAAUUUGAAACAGCACUACUCUGUCACUUUCUGUCUACUUGUCUCUUUUGCUUUAGAAAAGCACCAUCAUAUGAGAUUGAAAAAGGUUGAAUGAAUCAGCUAGAAUGAAAGACAUUCAACUAAAUGAAAUAAAACUGAGAAUCAAAUAAAAAUAAACCCUCAUAGUUACAUCACAUUUGUUUACCUUGUUGGUUUUCAAAAACAAAUAGAGAAAAAAAGACUUUUUGGCAGAUAAUACUGGAACAACCAGAAAUUUGGGUGCAAAAGAAGUUGCAGCCCUUCUUUAUAUGAGAUAUAGGAAUUAGGUCAAAGUGAAUCAAGAACCUAAAUAUGAGACAAAUCUCAGGAGAAAAGUAAAUUUUCGUAGGUAAAGUUUGAAAACUCUUACUUAGAAAGAACAAAACUGAGGCUGGAGUGAUAGCACCGCCGGUAGGAUAUUUGCCUUGCACUCGGCCAACCCAUGUUCCAGUCCCAGCAUCCUAUACGGUCCCCUGAGCACUGCCAGGAGUAAUUCCUGGGUACAGAGCCAGGAGUAACUCCUGUGCAUCGUCGGGUGUAAUCUAAAAAGCCAAAAAAAAAAAAAAGAAGAAGAAGAAGAAGAGGAAAUAACAAGACUAUGAGCAACAAAAUGGAAGGUAUUGAAUUUCACCUAAAAAUUUAAGUGUGUUUAUCAGAAGGGUUUUUUUGGUCAUUUUGUUUUAAAUUUAUAUUUUAUUGAGGUAAGAUUGACUCACAAUGUGCAAAUGUUUAUGUUUUGGGGUGCAGUGUUAUCAUACCAUAUUCAAGCCUGAUGCAUCCGUGUUCCUCCACAGUCCAAUGGACCCUCUCAACUGCCCCACACCACUCCUUGGGAACCUCAAUUCUGUGAUCAAAGACUUGUUUUCACUGAACAUUAUCUCUCCAAAGAGGAUUAUUUUAAAAAAAGUGAAAAAAGACAACCCACAAAAUGGGCUAAACUCUCUGUCAGUCAUAUAUCUUAGAAGAAAAUCUAUGGAUAACAUUAUAGACUUAAUAGUUGUCAUAAAUAAAGAACUACAAUUGUGCAACAACAAAAAUUAAAAUUAAAAUAGCAAUUCAAUUUAAGGGAUCUGGGAUAGCACAGUGGGGGUGCCGGGUGUAUGUGUUGGGGGGGGUGCCUAACUUGCAUGUGGGUUUCCUAAGAGCCUGCUGCCAGCAGCACUGCUGUUUGGGGUCCCCACACCAUGAGAGAGUUCUGAACUCUGGCAAACCUGCAGGAAACACAGAUAACAUGUGGAGGCCCAGAAAGAAUCACAACUAAAAACUACACAAGCACUGCUGUCAAAAGUGCAUCCCCUGGGACCACAGGAAGCCCUCCCCCAAUAGGCAUUACAAUCACAACGUGCACCGGGCACCACCACAGAAUUAAGUGUGACACGGCCUCCCGCCCCAUCCCCCCCCAUCCUCAGCAGGUAUGUGUAUAGACACAUGUGACCACCAGCAAGUACCCUGAUUGACUAUUUGAGCACCGCAAACAGGUAUGUGUGCAAACUCCAGUCACUGCAGUAACUGCAAUGCAGGGAAGAGAAAGGGGAAGUCAUAAAUUAUAGUUGAGAAAAGGCUUUGGACAGCUGUUUUUUUAAAGAAGAUACAUGAAGAGGCUAAAUAUCACUAAGCCCACAAUGAUAGUACUUCAUACCUACUAAGAGAGCUGUAACAAUUUUAAAAAAGAAAAAAAAUGUUGGUGAGGAGUAUAUUUAAAUCUUUCUUCAUGCUAGUGGGGAUAGAAAAUGAUAGAAUAACUGUAGAAACAGUUUGGGGAUUUAUCAAAAGUUUAUCACAGACAGUGAUUUUUGCCAGCUAGUGAUUUCACAGUACUGUGAUUUUGCUCACACGGGAAAAUUAGAUGAGCAAACUCCUAAAAACAAAAAAUAGGCUACUGGGGAGUUGAUGAAGUUGGGAGGGAAAAGUCUCAAAGACAAUCUUCUCAGUGGGAUAAUGGUUCUGGAAAAUAUUUGAUGAUUGACAAACAAUUACGAGAUUAUUAAAAGUCAUCAAACUGCAAACUAUUACUGUAUAUUUUUAUAAUUUAAGCUCAUUUAAGUUCUAUUUUCAUUGACUUAUCCUGGAUUUACAUUAUGGAACUUGAGUUUAGAUUUACAGAGAUUCUAUGCUUUUCUACCACAAAAAUAAAAUAGUCCUCUACCCAUUAUUCCUAUAUCCUUCCUUCUUUCCCUCCAAUAACCACCAUAUUCCACAUGAAUGAAACCAUCUAGUAGCCUUUGACUUCUUUAUUUCACUUGGCAUAAUCACCUAGAGAUCAUUCUAUUGUGUUCAAAUAUGAUGACAGCUAGUCAUCAUAUUUAAACAAAUAUGAUGCAAAUAUGAUGAAAAAAUGACAGCAAGUCAUCUUGUUGUGUGGCAAAGUAAUAUUCCACUGCAUAUACAUACUGCAUCUGUUCAUCCAUAUGCCCAUGAGUGUUUAGGUUGAUGUUAAGAUUUUAUGAUUGUGAAUAAUUCUGCUAUGAACAUGAAGAUGUGAACAUUAUUGUUUCCAUCAUCUUAAGAUAAGUCUAAAAUAUAUUGGGUCAUAUGAAAAUAAAGUGUUAGGACUCUCCAUACCGUUUUCCAAAGAGGCUCACCAUGUUACUUUUUCAUCAACAGUGCAUCACAAUUCCCUCUUCUUCAUUUGCCAUAUUUUCUCCUUUUGACACAGAAAAAAAGAAACCUGCUCACCAGUGUGAGGUGACGUCACAUUGGGGUUUUGAUUAGCAUUUCCGUAAUAAAUGAUGCCACUUUGUCCUGUCCCAAUGGCCAUGUCUCCGGAAGUGUUUUUUGAGGUCUUUCAACUAUUUUUCAGCCAAGUUACUUGCCUUUUUGUUGUGUGUAUUUAUCUUAGGUAUUAACUCCUUGCCAGGUGGUGUGAUGUGGUACUAUCUCCUCCCAAUAGCUGUGCUGAAUGUUUGGCUCUGUGAUAGCUUCUUUACCUGUGCAAAAACUUUGUAAUUGUAAGAAUUUACCUUAGUUCCUGCUUAUGUCUUCCUAGACAGUGGAUUUAAGUCUCCAAAUACAUCUCUGAUAUUGAAAUUCUGGAGUGUAUCAUAAUUAUCUUCUGUGUAUGUUAUGGUUUCAAGUUUAAUAUCAAAGCUUUUAAUACAUUUUGUUAGUUUUGCACAUGAAGCCACUUUCCUGAAGACACGUUCCCCCUUGUAUUUCUUUGCUCCUUUAUUGUAGAUUUAAUCAGGGCUCCUGAAACAUUUCCACUAAGACCCCUUUUUUCCCAAAAAAAAAUUUUGAAAUGACCCCGGAUAUAUAAAUAUAACAAAUCAAACAUUGACUGAUACAAAUUUUAGGAAAGAAUUUCACACACACACACACCACACCUAUUUAUGUGACUCCUCACCCCACCAAUAGGGGGUCACAACCCAGAGUUUAAGCAGUUUGGAUUAGAUGUCCACAUAUAUGUGGAUUUAUUUCUAGACUCUUCCAAACCAUUAGUCUAUGUGCUUUUUCAUUUCAAUAUUAUUUAAUUACUCUUGCUUUGUAAUAGUUUCAAGUUAGGGAAUUGUCUUUUUUAUUCUCUUCUCUCAGAAUUGCUUUGGCUGAGUCAGAUCUUUGGUGGCUACAUACAUAUUUUGGAAUUGUUCUAUUUCCUUUGAAAUUCUAUAUCAUUUGUCCCAUUUUCCAAAGGAUAAAAAAACAGGAGUUACAUUGUACCUAUAGUUUUAGCUAACAUGGCCUUUUAAGUUUUACACUUCCAACCAGCCAAGAAAAAAGGUAAUUAUUUGCAUGAAAGAUGAUGAAUGGUUUUAUUCUCUUAAAACUAUUUAUUUCCUAUAAUUCAUUUAAUUUAUAUAUGUGCAGAAAUGUAAUAAGGGCUAGAGAUAGUACAGCAACUAGGGCAUUUGCCUGGCACACGGCCAACCAUAAUUCAACCCGUAGGGUCCUGUAUGGUCCCCCAAGCAUGUCCUGAGUGCAGAUCCAGGAACGAACCCUUAGUAUUGCAGGGUAUGAUCCAAAAUCCAAAAGAAGAAAUGUAAAGACUUGUGUGUUGAUUUUUGCAUCCUGUCACUUUAUUAAAUGCAUUAUUUAGUAGUUUUUUCAGAGGAGUCAGGAUUUUCUAUAUCAAAUAAUAUUUUAUUUUCCAAUUCAGAUCCCUUUCUUUUUGUUGCCUAAUUGCUCUGAUUAGAACAUUAGAACAAAAAACUUAUGCUGAAUAGUAAUAGUGGGCUGGAGCAAAAGCAUAGCGGGUAGGACAUUUGCCUUGCAUGCAGCCGAGCCAGGUUCGAUUCCUCCAUCCCUCUUGGAGAGCCCGGCAAGCUACCACUAGUAUCUCACCCGCAUGGCAGCGCCUGGCAAGCUACCCGUGGUGUAUUCAAUAUGCCAAAAACAGUAACAAGUCUCACAAUGCAGACGUUACUGGUGCCCACUCAAGCAAAAUGAUGAGUAAAGGGAUGACAGUGAUACAGUGAUAGUGAGAGUGGACAUUCUUAUCUUUUACAAAUCUUAAAGGAAAAGCUUUUAAUGUGUCACUAUUAAAUAUGUUGUGUAUUUGUCAUAAUCUGAUUCUUGUGUGUUGAAGUACUGAUGUAUAUUUUGCUAUCUCCCAUGAAUUUAACGGUAUGUGAUUUUUAUCUAAAAUCGCUAAAAGAAAAAUAUUCCUUAAUUCCAGAAUGCAACUUCUGUAUUUACAUGUUUUAAUCUAGAGAGAUAUAGUUGUGAUAGACUUAUAUUUAUCUUGUUUGCACAACCAGCAAGUUCGUAAAUACUGACUAGUUAUCCUUCUGAUAUCUAACUAAGCUACUUAAGUUUUUUGCUUUCAUAGUUUGAAAAUCUUGAACAGGAAUAAAAUGGUUUUGGGUGUUUCAAACACACCAAAGUGAAACAAAAAUACUGGAAUAAGAAACAUGUUUGAAUAUAUAGUUGUAUUCAUUGUUUUGAAAAUAAAUUACCUGAAAGUAAAUUCUA